CCUUGAAUUGUUGGAAAGUAAUUUAUUAUUGUGUGCAGUAGGUUCCACGGUUCUUAUUUACACCGCCUCUGAUUCGCCAAUCGUCUUCCCCCUCCCUCUCUCUGUUUGCGUUUACCAGAACCCUCGAAGCACGGUUUCCGAUUUCCCAUAGCCGGCGCCGGAAAAUGACGAGCUACGGCACCAUACCGACGUCCUCUUCCCCCUCCGGACCGCCGGUCAACCUCGAGUACAUCACACGCGCCAAGGAGCGGAUCAAGGCUGGUCUCGGCACGCGCCGCCCCUGGCGCGAGAUGUUCCGGUUCCACAGCUUCAGCCUGCCGAGAUCCUUCCGCGAAGUGGUGUCGCGUGAGAAGACGAACCUCGGAUACUUCCAGAUGAACUACGUCAUCGUCGUCCUCGGGAUCGUGUUCCUCAGCCUCCUCUGGCAUCCGAUCUCGCUCAUCGUCUUCAUCGUGAUGCUCGCGAUUUGGUUGUUUCUGUACUUCCUCCGCGACGAGCCUCUGGUGAUCUUCGGCCGCCUGAUCAGCGACCGCGUGGUGAUGAUUUUGCUGUCGGUGGUGACUCUCGUCGCUCUCCUGCUCACGCACGCCACGAAGAACAUCCUCGUGUCGCUGCUCGUCGCAGUGGUGGUGGUGUUGAUCCACGCCGCGGUUAGGAAGACCGACGACUUGUCCGCCGAUGAGGAGGCUGCCGGAGGAUUGUUGAGGUGAGUCGCCUGCAUCUUCCUCCUGAUUUGAUUCGAUCUUAUCCUUUCUCUUGCUUAGCUGUUGUUCAUUCAAUUCAAUCAUUGAUCAUCAUCUUCUCGUAGCCUCGCCUUGCCUGUUAUUGUUGACUUUGCGUUUUUUUCUCUGUUUUCCGAGUGAGUGUGUGUAUUUCAAUUUUUUUUUCGAUGUUCUUCGUUCUUUGAGAAAUCAUGUAAAAUCCAGCACUGAAUAAUUCUCUGCUACUGUGGCUAUUUCUAAACCUCCAUUGGAUGAUCUUCGUUCAAUUCUGUCCAAACUUGUUCUUCUUUCCUGCAUAAACAAUUUGUGAAUGAACUUGAAGAAAUUCCCCUCUCCUUGCUUAGA
Messenger RNA from Andrographis paniculata, 1067 nucleotides. RefSeq names its product PRA1 family protein F2-like. Gene Ontology annotation, biological process: vesicle-mediated transport. The record is from RefSeq and is a predicted model, not a curated record. NCBI's taxonomy places the organism in Eukaryota, Viridiplantae, Streptophyta, Magnoliopsida, Lamiales, Acanthaceae. The transcript has a single exon. Bases 165 to 710 code for a protein of 181 amino acids. Gene Ontology annotation, cellular component: endoplasmic reticulum; Golgi apparatus.